This is a messenger RNA of Striga asiatica, 1007 nucleotides long. Lineage: Eukaryota; Viridiplantae; Streptophyta; Magnoliopsida; Lamiales; Orobanchaceae. The record is from the annotation of a GenBank genome assembly.
UUUGAUAAUUAUGCUAUUACAUAUUAUUAUUUGUCAAACGAAAAAUAUUCACUUUCUAUCUUCCUCUACUCUCUUUUGGUAAGGGAAUUUAUUCGAUAUUUUAUUUCACAAUAAAAUCAGCCAUCCCCUUCCCCAAGCCACUACUUUUGAAGAAAAACACACACAAACCCACCCACAGAUUCUUGAAGCGGCGAACGAAGAUUAACAUUAGCAACAAAAGAUGGCAGGAAUUUCUCAAGACUGGGAGCCGGUGGUGAUUCGCAAGAAAGCACCCACCGCCGCCGCACGGAAAGAUGAGAAAGCCGUCAACGCGGCCCGCCGCGCCGGGGCCGAGAUCGAGACCGUCAGAAAGUCUGCUGCGGGGACAAACAAAGCUGCUUCAAGCAGCACCUCUUUAAACACCAGGAAGCUUGAUGAAGACACUGAAAAUCUUACUCACGAGAAGGUCCCAAGUGAACUGAAGAGGGCCAUCAUGCAGGCCCGGACAGAUAAGAAGCUUACACAAUCUCAACUUGCCCAGUUGAUAAAUGAGAAGCCACAGAUCAUACAGGAGUACGAAUCUGGGAAGGCAAUUCCCAAUCAGCAGAUCAUUUCCAAACUGGAGAGGGCCCUUGGUGUGAAACUGCGUGGAAAGAAAUAAAAAAACCUUAGUUAAAAGAGGAAAAAGGUCGAUCCUUUUGCACUUCCCAUUGCCCCUUUGAGGUCUAAAAAGUGGUGAUGUAAAUGACAUCUUUUAUGAUUACCCGUUCUUCUGUUCACUCUUACUCUCUUGCCUCAGUAAACUAUAAAGAGUUUUCUUGUGAGACAUGGUCUGUUGCUGGAAAUAGUAGAAUUUGAGAAUUUGGGUGCUUAUGGAUCCAUUUAAUAUUUAAUCCUUGUUAUGAAACUGGGCUUCAUGAAAUAUCUAGAAGUGUAUAAUAUAGGGCUGCAAACGAGUCGAGUCGAGCAUGGAUCUUGUCGAGCGCAAAUUGAACUUUUUUUUUUUAAUGCUUGAGCUCGACGAGCCA